Molecule: messenger RNA, 618 nt
Organism: Ceraceosorus bombacis
Lineage: Eukaryota; Fungi; Basidiomycota; Exobasidiomycetes; Ceraceosorales; Ceraceosoraceae
Source: the annotation of a GenBank genome assembly
AUGCCGGUCCCAACCUAUUUCCCAUCGCUGGCUUGCGUCUCAGGAGCAACAGCUGUCGCAUUCGGUGAGUGUUUUUGACUGAACCCUCUUCGCAGCGAGCUCACGAAGACACGCAAUCCUGCACAGGUGCUUUUGGCGCGCACGCUCUGCGUCCUCAUCUCAAUGCACAUCGUGAGUGCUCGACAGCAGUCAAUGAAGAAGAUCUUUCCGCACCAACCUUGCUCAGCCAUCUCACAAUUCUGACUGCCGCGCAGAGCAAGCAUCUUGGCAGACAGCCACGAUCUAUCACCUCGUGCACUCUGCCGCUUUGCUCAUCACUACCACGCUACCGAUCGCUCCGUCGGCGGCGCUCACCACCAGUGCUUGGUCAUUCGCGACCGGUAUCACACUGUUCUCGGGCUCUGUGAGUGCAUAUAGUUGGCCGAGUGUCCUUUUGCGAUGCUGCGUGUACUUACUUUUUGCUCACCGGCUCAGAUUUACGGGCUCUGUCUCACCAAGGAAGGUCAUCCAUCCCGUAAAAUCCUUGGGCCUGCCACACCCAUAGGAGGGUUGGCAUUUAUCGCUGGAUGGGUUGCCCUCGCCGUUGCGCAAAGAAGAGGGGCACCUAGGCUGCGGUGA